CGGACCCGGGGUCCCGAGCGGGGCUGAUGCUGGGGACGGGAAGGCUACCACGGCGGCAGAGCCGGGCCUGGGAUCCCAGGGCUUGGCCGGGCUCAGGCGGCGGGGCGCGACAGGAGCCUGGCCUGGCCUCGCUGCCCCUGGGCCGACUGGAAGGUGCACGCGAGGCUCCCAGUGCCGAGCGAAGGCCCCUGGGAGAGGAGCCUGGACAGGCCAGAGCAGAGGAGGCCGAGACGUGUUUUCAGAGGAGAGGGACAAACAGGGAUCUGUAGUUUGAAAGGGCAGGAUGUACACACUGCUGUCGGGGCUGUACAAGUAUAUGUUCCAGAAGGAUGAGUACUGCAUCCUGAUCCUGGGCCUGGACAAUGCUGGGAAGACGACCUUCCUGGAGCAGUCAAAAACCCGGUUUAACAAGAACUACAAGGGGAUGAAUCUGUCUAAAAUCACCACCACCGUGGGUCUAAACAUUGGCACUGUGGACAUAGGAAAGGCUCGCCUCAUGUUCUGGGACUUAGGGGGACAGGAGGAGCUGCAGUCUUUGUGGGAUAAGUACUAUGCGGAGUGCCAUGGCGUCAUCUAUGUCAUUGACUCUACUGAUGAAGAGAGACUGUCAGAGUCCAAGCAGGCAUUUGAGAAGGUGGUUUCCAGUGAGGCUCUUGAUGGUGUCCCCAUCCUGGUGCUGGCCAACAAGCAGGAUGUGGAGACGUGCCUCUCCAUCCCUGACAUCAAGACUGCGUUCAGCGACUGCAGCUAUAAGAUCGGCAGGCGAGACUGUCUGACCCAGGCCUGCUCUGCCCUCACAGGCAAAGGAGUACGUGAGGGCAUUGAAUGGAUGGUGAAGUGCGUCGUGCGGAACAUCCACCGGCCACCCCGGCAGAGGGACAUCACGUAGGCGCAGCCAGCUCUGCCGUCUCAGACGGUUCGUCCCCUAGUGCUGGAGGAGCUCCCUGCUGGCUCCUGUACCACUCAUCCUGGGGGUUGGGUUUGCUUUGCCUUUUGGUUUCUUUUAUUUGCUUUAUGUUUUCUGUAAGACAAACUUUCCUGUGUCUGGAAAAGUACAGGCAUCCAGAGGCUUCUGCCAGGGGACCUGGGCAGCUGGGCCUGCCUGGCUGCACAUUGGCCACCACAGGCCUUGGGUCCUGCCUGACACUCGCAAGGGCCCCGGGGCUCUCAGCUCAGGCAUCAAGGAAGGUGGGGGAACCAGGUCUUGGCUGGAUAGGCCUCCCUGGACCUGCCUGCCAUCCCAGAGGGAGUCUGAGGAGAGCUGUGUUGGAAGUGGGCGUUUGGCUGUGGCAGCUGCUUCGUCUCAUUUGUCUGUGGAGGAGGUAGAUGUGGCCAUGGCUUAUCCUGGAGCAGGUGUGGGGACAGGUAUCCCCUUGAGGAAGAUCUAGCCACAUCAGUAGAGGCCACCAAGGUCCUGAGUUUUGCGGCAACCUCAGGGCAGACAGGGCUGGGAUGACAUGGAAGCCAUGCCUCCCCACUGGCCCAUUCUCCCCACAUUUUAAUGUCCAAGGGAGGGGUAACAUGGCAGUGCUGGGAGGGUGAGCUGGAUAUCUGGGUCUUUAUGCUCCCCACCCAUCCAGCAGAUUGGGCAAUGUUCCUGGAGGCACAGACUUCCCCAGCCCAGCUCAGGUGGUACCUGGGGCGUUGGUUGGUUUGGGUUCACGCAGAGCCCAGCUGAGUGGGGUGCUGGGCCCAGCUGGCCAUCAGGGGAGGGGUCCCCGAUGUGCCCUGAGAACAGGUGUUAGGCUGUCCUCCGCGGGGCAGUGGCCCUGCAGGUGAAGCUGUUCUCCAGCCUUCCCACAGCACUAUUUGGGCUUGCAUUCCCAGGGAGCCUGGCUGACUGCUCUGCCCUUCCCAGUGUGGAUGGGGCAAGAAUGCAAAAUAAAGACAGCCCAACCGGCUGCUAUCCACCCAUUCCUCCA
This is a messenger RNA of Heterocephalus glaber (naked mole-rat), 1922 nucleotides long. It is a transcript of the gene Arfrp1, whose product is annotated as ARF related protein 1. Gene Ontology annotation, cellular component: Golgi apparatus. Gene Ontology annotation, biological process: Golgi to plasma membrane protein transport; intracellular protein transport; protein localization to Golgi apparatus. The record is from RefSeq and is a predicted model, not a curated record. NCBI's taxonomy places the organism in Eukaryota, Metazoa, Chordata, Mammalia, Rodentia, Bathyergidae. Gene Ontology annotation, molecular function: GTPase activity; GTP binding.